Danio aesculapii is the source of this 2415-nucleotide messenger RNA. RefSeq names its product pancreatic secretory granule membrane major glycoprotein GP2. The record is from RefSeq and is a predicted model, not a curated record. The coding region runs from base 1 to 2415 and encodes 804 amino acids. NCBI's taxonomy places the organism in Eukaryota, Metazoa, Chordata, Actinopteri, Cypriniformes, Danionidae. The transcript is spliced from 13 exons.
AUGAUAAUUCUAAUCUCAUUGUGUGUGCUGCUGCCGCUGAAUAUUUUUGCUUUCAACAACACCAGUGCAGAUCCGUGUUAUAACUAUGAACCUCUGGAUCGUCCCUGGAGAGCCACAAAUGAAAGUGGAUCAGACAUUUGUGAAGAGUUUUUCUCCUGGAGCGGCUGGUACAGACUUUUCUACAAUGGACUAGACAUCCGGAUGCCAGAGAGCUGUGUUAGUGAAUACAGCUGUAAUGCAGAGCACAGUCUGUGGCUCAAUGGUCCUCACCCAAAGAUUGAGGAUGGAGUGGUGACCAGGGACGUCUGUGGGGUUGAAGGUUCAAGCUGCUGCGAAUAUAUUCCUUUGCCCAUCAAGGUCAAAGCCUGUCCAGGCAAUUACUACGUGUAUGAAUUUGUAAAAACAUCCUUAUGUUCAGGUUAUUGUAUAGAUGAGAAAACUAUAUCUGCGACAACUACAGCUACAGUUACUGCAAUCAACAUAUCUUUGCCCACUGUAACAAAUACAGAUGAUGACCCAUGCCUCAACUACAACAUUCUUGAUGACCAAAACAGGAGCCCAAAUGAUUUCUUCUUUGUUCAUGAUUCUAUAUAUGGACAUGAUGACACUCGUGUUGAAUGGCAGGGCUGGUAUCGACUCUUCAUUAAUGGAUCAAACGCUCAGAUGCCUGAGUGGUGUUUCAGCUCAAUGUCAUGUGGAGGUUUUACUUCAUUGUGGCUUGGAGGUUCACAUCCACAACUUGAAGAUGGAGUUGUUACUCGUGACGUCUACGGCUCUUAUUUUGAACUGUGCAAUUACUACAUAUCUGAUCCAAUUCAAGUCAAAGCUUGUCCUGGAAAUUACUACGUCUACAAACUUGUAAAGCCAAAACAAAUGAUCCCAGCUCCCACAUAUUGUGCAGUUGUUGUGACCAGUCCACCGAGUGUUGAUCCCUGCUAUAGUUACAACAGUCUGGAUGAUCCAUGGAGAGCGAACUCAUCUUUGACUGGUGAUCGCAACAACACAAGAUGUGAUAGCGACAUCCCCUUGAAUGGCUGGUACAGGCUGUUUUACAAUAAUCAGAGUGCCCAGAUGCCAGAGUCGUGUGUUAAAAGUGGCACAUGUGGCACUUUGUACCCACUUUGGCUUGAUGGCCCUCACCCACAGCUAGAAGAUGGAGUAGUCACCCGAAAAGUGUGUGGUUCCCAAUGGAAUGACUGCUGUGGUAUCUCUUCUCAUCCCAUACAAGUCAAAGCCUGCCCUGGAAACUAUUAUGUGUAUGAAUUUGUCAGGCCGCUAUACUGUGCAGCUUACUGUGCUGACUUUAAGCAGGAAUUAGUGUUCACAGUAACAACAGAGGAAUUUUCAUUUACUGAAUUUCUUGGACACUGUUCUGAGCUCAACUGCACUGAGGAUGAACAGUGUGAAGAGAAAGAUGGCAUUUACGGUUGUUCCUGCAAGAGGAAGCAUCAGACGUCUAAUUUUGACUUCAGUGAAACCUGUGAAAGCAGCUAUGGCUCCAUAUCUCUGUCUCGCUGUCAGCUCUUUGAUGCUGGUUUUCCUUCUGACGUCUUGCACCUCAAUGACCCCAACUGCAAAGGAACAGUCCGAGAUGGCCAAGUGGAGUUUUAUUUUGACAAUAACGAACACAUCUGUGGCACAAGUAUUGUGGAAAACGGAACCCACAUCAUCUAUGACAAUUUAAUUCUGGGUGAAUCUGGAACUGGGCCUGUUAUCAGCAGGACAAAAUUCCUGAAGAUACAUUUCCAGUGUGUUUAUUCAUUAGCACAAACCUUCUACAUGAACAUUGACCCUGAGGGGAGCACUGUGCAAAGGAUCGUUCCUGCUGUUCAAGGGACAUAUAAGGUCAGGAUGAUCCCUUAUAAGGAUGCUGAAUUUUCUCAGCCUUUUGGUUCGAAGGUGAAUAUAAGCCUGAACGAGCAGAUUUAUGUGGAGGUUUAUGCUGAUGCAGUUGACAGUCUUCAGGUUGCUUCAGUGAUUGACAAAUGCUGGGCCACACCUGGGAACAAUUCUGAUGAUUUACUCUUCUGGGACCUCAUAGUUGACAAGUGUCCCAAUCCAAAUAACCAAGUGAAGGUUCUGCAGAAUGGUAUUUCCAUAUCCAGCCGUUUCUCCUUCAACAUGUCUAUCUUCACUGAAAAUGCCACCGAAGCCUACCUAUACUGCACUGUUCACCUUUGCAUUCUGACAAACAGUAACUGCUCAGUGGACUGUGGCUCUGGACGUAACCGGAGAGAGAUCAGAUCUGUGAACAUACUGGACAGUUCUUCUGUAUCUGUGGGUCCGUUGAUGAUAAACUCUAAAGACAAAGAGAUACAUGCCCAAAACCAAGUGCUGGUGUCCAUGGCUGCAAGUCUGUGCGCGUCUCUGAUUAUGAUAGUUGUUUCUAUGAUUAUUGUUUUGCAAUAUUUUUAA